This is a messenger RNA of Lepidothrix coronata (blue-crowned manakin), 1952 nucleotides long. RefSeq names its product ankyrin repeat and SOCS box containing 18 (gene ASB18). The transcript has 6 exons. The record is from RefSeq and is a predicted model, not a curated record. Gene Ontology annotation, molecular function: transmembrane transporter binding. The coding region runs from base 412 to 1719 and encodes 435 amino acids. Lineage: Eukaryota; Metazoa; Chordata; Aves; Passeriformes; Pipridae. Gene Ontology annotation, cellular component: membrane; axon initial segment; synapse. Gene Ontology annotation, biological process: neuronal action potential; negative regulation of delayed rectifier potassium channel activity; intracellular signal transduction.
UAUAAACGUGGGGACGAGUCAGGGGCAGGUUGGCUGUUUGCAAGGUGGCACCUGGCUCAGAGAGAGGAAACUGGACCUCACACCCAGGCAGGGAUGGUGAUCCAGGGAGGAUGAGCGAGCAUCACCCAGGAGAGGCACCCUCACACCCCUCCCAGGCACCGUUUUCCCUCAUCCUGCAAAUAAACCAGCAAUUUAAUCCAAGAGGUGCUGCUGCAGCAGGGCCUGGUGACCGUCUGACCCUCAUUGUACCCCCUACCUAUCAGCAUCCCACCCUGCUGGAGUUAUAAAUAUGACACAAUAGAGCCUUAAGUGGAUUAUAAUUAGACAAUGAGCCCAGGGGGACAGAAACAAUGAACUAUAUAAGCCUGUCUAUCCUCCCAGCCAGGACCUGCACACACGGGAAACACUGGAAUGGGCGACUCACCAGGACCUGCAAUAGGAAAGCUGCGGAUUUCCUCCCAGUUGGAUUCAGAGCAUCCUUUAACAGCUCAUGUUCCUGUCACCAGGUUUUACACAGCCCUGGUCACGGGAGACUUGAGGAGCCUCGAGGUCCUGACUGACCGAUACCAUCAAGAUGUCAACCUGGUUUUUGAGAUCAGUAAAAAUGAGCUGGAGUGGCAGGUGAAAAGCCAAGCGUCUUAUGGACUCUCAGGGCUGUGGGCGCUGGAGUGGCGCUGGGAGCGGAGCACCCCGCUGUGCCUGGCCGCCCACCACGGCCACCCUGCCGCCCUGCGACACCUGCUCUGCCGCCGCGCCCACCCAGACCUGGCCCCGGGCGCGCAGGGACCCCUGCACGAGGCCUGCCGGGGGGCGCACACCGACUGCGUGGAGCUGCUGCUGGAGUACCAGGCGGACCCCAACCUGCGGAGCGAGGAGGGGCUGACCCCGCUGCACCUCUGCACCACCCGGGACUCGCUGGGGUGUGCCAGGCUGCUGCUGAGACACGGGGCCGCCGUGGACCUGCCAAGCACGGCGUGUGGGGAGACGGCUCUGCACGUGGCCGCCCGGCACGGCCUCAGCGACCACACGCGGCUCUACCUGCGGCGCGGGGCCCGCGUGGAUGCGCGCAGCGCACGGGGGGAGACGGCCCUGGGCAUCCUCUGCGCCACGGCUCCCGGGGCCGGCCAGGAUCGCCUGGAGCUGUGCCAGCUGCUGGUGGCCCACGGCGCCCAGGUGGACGUGCGGGACGAGGCGCGGAGGAGCCCCCUGCACGAGGCGUGUGGGGCGGCCCACGCCAGCCUGGCGCGGUUCCUGCUGCUGCGCGGGGCCGACGUCAACGCCAUCGACUAUGAUGGCCUGAGCCCGCUGGGCCUCGCCCUGCAGAGCGCGGCCUCCAGGGCCCAGCGGCGGCCACACCUCACCAUCCAGCUGCUGCUCAACCAUGGCUCCCAGAGGAUAUGGCCCCCUGCCUUCGUCAAGGUGCUGAGGUCCUGUGCGGCCGUGCCAGAGGUCAUCGAAGUCCUCUUCAAUUCCUACUCACAAAUCCCUGUCUCCCAGGAGUGGGCCGAGGCCGUGCCAGAGGAGGUGUUCCAGCAGCACCAGCCAUUCUACAAAUCCCUGUUCCAGCUGGCGGGUGCCGUGCGGUGCCUGCAGCACUUGUGCCGCUCCGUCAUCCGGGAGAACCUCGGCAGCAGGUGCCACAGCCUCAUCCCUCUGCUGCCUGUGCCCAAGGCUCUGCGGGAAUACCUGCUGCUGGAGCCCGAAGGAGUCGUGCUCUGAAGGAGCAGAUCCACAUCCAAGUGCAGCCCUGCCUUCCCCGCACGGAGCGGGGCAGCCUCCGUUCCUGUCAGCCGAGCCAGGGAGCACCGCUUCCCAUGAUAGAUGGCUGUUUUCCAGGGAUUUAUAAUGUAACUAAAAUGUGCUUUCGCCUGUAACUUUGUAUAGAUUUUUUUUCUCUAAUUGUGCUUUAAAUAGAUUAUAAAGAGUAAUAAAAUGAUUAGUAGCUGUUGGGA